UGUAGAGUGGUGCAGCCUUGUGAGUCCAGCUCCCCAAAUUAAUUUGGCUGCAGAUUUUUUCAUUCAUAAGUAGUGAUGCGGCAAAAAUGUGAAAUUAGUCAGUUCAUAUGUUGAAUCUAGUAGGUUCAUAAUUUUUGAAGGUACUGUGAGUGCUCACUUCUGUUCAACAAACUUUAAUGUUUCUGGAAUUCAAUAAGAGAUUCAGUGUUUAUUAAAUCAUAUUUUCUGUGUCUUCCUGGUCUCCUUGACAGUAACAUGUCAAGUCCUGCAAUGAACAGGCUUUAUAUUGCUGUAGCAAAAGGACAUUGCGCUUCAGUGGCCUCUGCCUGUUGCUUCAUGUUGCGCUGUAAAAAGACAAAAAUAAGCACUUGUGAUAACAGCCCAUCAGAGAAGGAAUACAGUGUGGUACAUGAUCUGAGAACUCAUACUGUGUUCCCAUGAUGUGCUUUGUUGACAUGCAUGCACUGAAAGUCAAAUUUUUUUUGCAGUGGUUUCCAGGAAGGAAGUCACAUUGAUUUAUUGCAGGAAAACCAACAAAGAUUCUUGUGGCACCUUAAAGACUAAUAAUGCCAUUUCAUCAUAAGCUUUCAUCAACUAUAGCCCAUUUCAGCAGAUGAAGUGCUGAGGUUUUAUUUAUAAAGCAUGGAUGGAGGAUAUGAGGGCAGAUGAAGACAAUCGUAUUAUUAACAGUAGUCAUUUGCAGUGCAGCUUUUACUGAUUACAGGCAUCCCAGCAUUAGCCGAGAAUGUCCCAGGACCCAAAUAUGUCUGGUAGAAGUGAAGGAAAACCAGACAAUUCAGAGGAUAACCAGCAGGACAGCUUGGAAAACCCAGAACAGUCUGUCAGAAAAAAGGUUCGACAAAAUACGCCAAGUCCCACAAGGGGAAACACACCUGAGGCUAGUCCUCCUCAGUUUGUGUCAGUGGAGGAACUGAUGGAAACUGCAAAAGGUGUGACCAACAUGGUAUUAGCCCAUGAAAUCGUUGUCAAUGGAGGCUUCCAGAUUAAGCCAGCUGAUUUACCAGAAAACAGCCUUGAAAAAAGAGUACGAGAUAUUGUCCACAAAGCUUUUUGGGAUUGCUUGGAAACGCAGUUAAAAGAAGAUCCGCCAUCAUAUGACCAUGCAAUUAAACUUGUGGGAGAGAUCAAAGAAACUCUCUUGUCUUUUUUGCUUCCUGGACAUACUAGAUUAAGAAAUCAGAUUACUGACGCUUUAGACCUGGAGCUGAUAAAGCAGGAAGCAGAGAAUGGUGCCCUUGACAUCGCAAAGCUGGCAGAAUUCAUUAUUGGCAUGAUGGGGACUCUUUGUGCUCCAGCUAGAGAUGAGGAAAUUAAGAAGCUGAAAGAUAUUCAUGAAAUUGUUCCCAUGUUCAGAGCAAUUUUCUCUGUGUUGGACUUGAUGAAAAUGGACAUGGCUAAUUUUGCAGUCAGCAGCAUUAGACCACAUUUAAUGCAGCAGUCUGUUGAAUAUGAAAGGAAGAAGUUUCAGGAACUCUAUGAAAAACAGCCAAAUUCCUUAGAUUUUGUCACUGAGUGGCUGCAGGAAGCUGCGGAUGACCUGAGAUCCAAAGUUACACCUGCCAUUGAUGAUGGCACUGCAUCCGCCAGCAGGGCUGCUGCACUGUGUCCCAUCGCUGUGCAGAAUCACGCCUAUCUUAAACUUCUCAAGUGGGAUCAUCUUCGAAAGCCUUUUCCAGAGACUGUGUUAAUGGACCAGAGCCGUUUUCAGGAAAUGCAGUUGGAACUGGACCAGCUUGUCUUAACGGGCGCUAUUCUUCUGGUAACCUUCAACGCUGCAGGCACAGCUCUUUCAGGUUUGCCAGGCUUUACUGGCAAGCUCAAAAUGGUUAUCCAGGUACUACUGACAGGGCUACACCUUCCCUCCUUUAACUUGAAUGAAGCGUUGGCUGUCCUAAGUGAAAAAAUAGGUGCUGAAGUUAAUAGUUGCCUUUCCCAACAUGGAUUCACACCUUUCACACCUGAGAAAGAAGCUGUGCUUAAAGGACAAAUCCAGGCAGUGGCCAAUCCUGAUAACACUGUUUGCAAACUGAUAGAUUCCAGAAUCCAGUCAUUUUUGGAGAGCUUCCUUGCUGCUGGUCAUCAGAAAUCCCUUCCCGCUAUUCCUGGUGGAUUAGGCCCUGUUCAGAGAGAGCUGGAGGAAAUUGCUGUCAAGUAUGUCCGCCUUGUCAACUACAACAAGAUGGUCUUCGGUCCUUAUUAUGAUGACAUUCUCAGCAAAAUACUGAAUAUCAAAGAAUUACCACCGCUGUGAGGGGAAAAAUGGAGAAUCUUGAACUCGUUUGUAUGCUGCCCUAAAGGUGAGGGCUUCAACCCAGAGUAGGGUAGGGUAGUAGAAGGCUGCAUACCUGCUGUUACAAUUAUGUUUCUGUCAGACUUACCAGGAUUGGAAAGAAGCUGCCUCCUUCAGCCCCCACUUGUCUCUUGGGAGCCCCAUGGUCAUCUUUGCCAUCCCCUGUUCCUUUCCUGUUGCCCAACUGCAGUCCAGGGCUCAUGAGAAACCGAGUGAAGCAGGAUAUGACACAGGUUGGUUUGAGGGCCAGGAGCGUAGCGUGUGAUGGCGCAGGAGUGGUGCCCAAGCCAUCCUGCCCCCAAAGUCAGUGGGUGUUCUUUAUCUCAAAGCUUCUCCCCACCACAUCUUGCUUUUUUCCAGUCAGUUGUGCAGAGGGUGCGUGCAAGUGGUGGGAAGAGUUUCUCCCACCUUCCUCUCUUCGUACUAAUCUGAUGCAUCCUGCCACAUGUGGAAUUCUGGCUGUAUGUGUGGAUCACAUCCAUUGGAUCAGGCUGGUUAAUUCCUAUGUGUUGUAGCAACCUUGUGACCUUUGGAAAAUGACUUUCCCACAAAACAUUUCAAUAAUUCAGUAGCAGAGAUUGAGUACAGAGUGAAUAUACCAUGAUGCAUUAAAAUAGGCUGAGUUAGUAUUUAAUUCCAAGCAAGAGUUAAUUUUGCUCUUUGAAAUGGAACCCCUGGCAAAACAAAAAUGGUAGUUGUUGAAGCCAGCUGUUAAGCAUGAAUUUUGAUGCAAAAGAGUUAGUAAAGUUACCUUUUUACACUAAGUUAUAGUUGCUAGAACAGGCUUUAAGAACCAUAUAACAGUAAUGUAGUUUUCCACAAAUUCAAAAGUUGGAUAUUGCUGGUUAAAGCACUUUAUAUAUAGUCUGCAAACUAAGGCUCUUAGCCUUUCUGCCAGUCAUGGUUUUUUCUAUGAUACUUGUUUCUGUACCUGCAGGUAUUCUACCAAAAGCAUAUAUAUUUUUGUAGAGUAUUUUCUGGUUCUUCUCUACUUCAGUAUUCACAUGAAUGACAAGAUGGUGUUUCUCACUUCUGCAAUGUGAGAACUAAAACUUCUUUUGAUAAGAGUGAUAUUUCUUGGGGUUUUUGUUGCUGGUAACAUAAAAUGCUAAUAGACAAGUAAAACUUUCUAUGUCUGAAGCAGCUGGAUAAAGAUGUAUCCAUUGAAUCUGCUGCUGGAGUUUAUAUGGUAAAAGUAUUUAUAUAAUAGAAGAUGGGCUAAGCUCCUAGUUUGAGACACCCUUUAAAGAGAGUACCAAGCCCUCACUCCAAGUAUCCUUGGCAUGCGGGUGCAGGUGUGCUGCCUGGCAUGUGCCCCAGUAAUCAGAGAGGGCCAGCACUGACACCCGUGAAUUCUGCUCCUUCCCCCCUUGCUGCUGCUUCGCCCCAUAGAGCAGCCUUUUGCAGGCUUCGGCCUGAUCAAGCAGGCAAUCCACCGGCAGGAUGCCGAUUUCCAUGAAAGAGGUCAUUUGUAUGCUUGGCAAUGAUGUUUAUAGUAGGUUGCAAACUAUUUUUAAUGUUCCAUGGAGUUUGUGGAAAUUUUACUGCUAAGUUUUUUUUUCUCCAGGAGUUUAUAAAUAUGGAUGCUUGAGAAAAUUAACAGUGUUUCUUAACGAGAUGACCUAUUCAUUGCUUUUCCACAUGACUAAAGGAAACAUAGAUACUAAGUCAAAAAUGUGGAAGACAAGAAUAAGCUUGCAUAGUGGCUUUAGAAAUUGGUCAGAAAGACAGAGCACUCCAUUAAGCAAGUAGUUUGUUUACACCAUGAAUAAUUAAGCAAGAGCUAUUUUGGUACAGUCAUUUAGAACAUAGACUUCUUAAUCAACCAGACCAAAUACCCCAGCAUUUUCUAUUCUUCAGUGCAUGUAACAUUCUCCCUAAGUAUUAGGCCCUUUGCAUUUGAGAUCUAAUUGCUUUCAGGGUUUGAAUAUAAGGCAAAUUUAUGAGUUCAAAAUUAUUCCUAUCUGUGAAAAAAGUUUACCUUGGAUUACCCAAACUGUUACUUUGCUACCCAAAGUAACAAACUGGGCAUUGUUAACAUGGAGAAAGGCUAAGCACAGUUCAGUCAAAGUUAAACACAACUCUCUCCCAUUGGAAUUGGCUAGAUGUUAGAAUACUGUAUGUAGUGUUGCCUGGAUUGUGUCUGUCUGUCUACAUUGAUUAAAAUACAAUCCCUGUUUCUAGCCAAAGGAAUUGUUAGCUUAGCUUAAGCUCCCUCUCGCAUUUGACCAUUGAAAAAAAACCCUGCUGUUGUGUAGUUUGAAGUGAUGCUGCUGCAGUCCUAUGGCUCCUGGGACUCUUAGGCCCCAGUGGGACUAAGAUAGUUUGGUUCUUCUCUAAGCAGAGGAAGGGAGGAAGAGGUCCGCCCUUGACGGAGUUCUCAUACGCCAGCUGUCCCCUGCACAGCAAUGGCCUUUCCAAUGGCAGAGAAAUUGUGCAUUUGUAUUUUAAAGGCAUCACAGCAUUGAGGGGAAGAAAGGAACCCACCACCCUUCCCUCUUUUCCAUUCUUACCUGUAUGAGCCUGAUGGGGCUGUAGAUAAGGCAGUUUAUCUAUCCUUGGUUCUCCCUGCCCCCACUGGGAGCAUAGGUUUGUCCAUACAUUGGAAAGGGAAAAAAAUUGUAAAUGGAUAUUCAGUAUUUAUCAACAUUAUCUAAAUUGUAUGUGUUUGUGUAUUUCUUUGAAGCUAUGAAUACUGUGAAGUACUGCUUCUUUGGUGUUUAUGUUGUCUGUACCUUACCUGCAUCAUUGAGAAUUAACUUCUGUGUAAUAAAUAAUUUUAUGCAAUAGA
This is a messenger RNA of Varanus komodoensis (Komodo dragon), 5102 nucleotides long. RefSeq names its product t-complex 11 like 1 (gene TCP11L1). Gene Ontology annotation, biological process: signal transduction. The transcript has 10 exons. The coding region runs from base 746 to 2272 and encodes 508 amino acids. Lineage: Eukaryota; Metazoa; Chordata; Lepidosauria; Squamata; Varanidae. The record is from RefSeq and is a predicted model, not a curated record.